AUGAAUCGAUGGUCCACGAUUCAAAAAUUGACAAAUAAGUUCUGUGCAUAUAUAGCACAGGUAGAGUCAUUGCACCCGAGUGAUGCAACCGUGCAAGACAAGAUUGAGAAGGCCAAGAUGUUGUACAAAGAGAUGGUAGGGUCUAAUUUUACAAUGGAAUAUUGUUGGUGUCUUUUGAAACACCAACCAAAAUGGCAGCAACACAUAUCUACCUUUGGUAAGAAGAGAAAGCCACAAGAAAAAUAUGUUGGUGAAGUUGAUGUUGAUUUAGCCGAGGAGGAGGUUCUUACUGAGAGACCUCCAGGCAAAAAAGUUGAGAAAGAAAGGGAGAGGAAGCGGAAGUCGAUGGAAGGUAAAGAGGUAGAGAUCAAAACAGCGUUAGCUAAAAUGACCGAGGAUAGAGCGACGACCAUGGAAGAGCGGAGAAAUGCUAUGUUGAAAGCAGACGAAAAAAGUGAGAAAAUAUUUGAACUAAAGAAGAAGAAGUUUGAACUAGAGCAGAAGAAUUUUGAACUAAAGAUAAUGAUGCUAGAUGUACGUGGCAUGAAUGCCAUGCAACAAGAAUAUUUCAGUAAUAUUCAAUUAGCAAUUUUUAAGGAUUCGAAGUCCCAUUCCGGAUGUACAUCUACAUCUCCUUCGACACCUUAUGGAGGUAUCUAA
Messenger RNA from Juglans regia (Persian walnut), 660 nucleotides. Its product is annotated as glutathione S-transferase T2-like. The coding region runs from base 1 to 660 and encodes 219 amino acids. The transcript is spliced from 2 exons. The record is from RefSeq and is a predicted model, not a curated record. Lineage: Eukaryota; Viridiplantae; Streptophyta; Magnoliopsida; Fagales; Juglandaceae.